CUCCAAUGUUCAUUUGUUUAUGUAAUCUCCGUAGUCACUCGAACCAUUGCGGGUCCACGCUAAGACCAACAGGUAUGCACUGACCUUGAAUUCACUCGCCUAAACUAAACCGACGGAGCUCUUUAGGUACGUAGGUACUUCUUGUCACCUCCAUAUUCUCAGCCUUGGGCCAUAAUAAUUGAGUCGACAUCAUUGGUCGCCAAACUCCGACCUCACCCACCAGUCCAUACUUACUGAGAGCUAUUUGCCGAUUGACGUUCUCAGGACAGUUGAAAUCAAAACGUCUGGUACACAAGAAUAAGUAGGCCUAUAGCUUCAAAAUGGCCGUUCCCUUCGAAGCAUUGAUUCCCUAUGGAAUCAUUCUUGCCAUGUUUGGCGCCACUGGCGCGGGUCUUUCGAAGUUCAAACACUGGUACAACGGUAACAAGAGACCACGACGAUCGAUAGAUAUGUGGGAUAGGCAAAUGAUGGACCGAGAUCGCCGAUUAACAGGUCAUCUACGCGGACAGACCGACGGUCCCAUCGCCCCUCCAGGCUUUGAGCUGAACAACCCUUGGAAGGUUGAGAACCGUAUUGGUUGAUUUAGAUGAAGAAUACGUGUUCAGGGUAUCGAAAGAUGCUAUGCCAUGGGAAAUCACUUGUACAUAGCCCACAGAAUACAACAUCUGAUACUGCAACCUUUCGUCGCAAUCAUAUCUAUUAA
Annulohypoxylon truncatum is the source of this 703-nucleotide messenger RNA. RefSeq lists its product as uncharacterized. The transcript is spliced from 5 exons. NCBI's taxonomy places the organism in Eukaryota, Fungi, Ascomycota, Sordariomycetes, Xylariales, Hypoxylaceae. Bases 321 to 581 code for a protein of 86 amino acids. The record is from RefSeq and is a predicted model, not a curated record.